GCAUGUGAUGCUGCCCAAAGACAUCGCCAAGCUGGUGCCCAAAACCCACCUGAUGUCCGAAUCGGAGUGGCGGAACCUGGGCGUGCAGCAGAGCCAGGGCUGGGUGCACUACAUGAUCCACGAGCCAGAGCCACACAUCCUCCUCUUCCGACGGCCGCUGCCCAAGAAGCCAGAGAAGUGAGCGUUCCCUGGGCUGGCCGCAGCCUUCAUCUGCCUGGGCUACAAAGCACCUUCAUCAUCACCAUCAUCCUCCUUCUCCUCCUCUCUCGCACCCUCUGUUCCUGGGAGCUUUCCCGGUUGGGGCAGAGCCACUGGGUCCCUAAGAUGCUCAUGAACUCAGUGCCAUCUGGGCACCUGCAGCAGCUCAGCUCCGGGCACCGCGCUGUGGGGACGGGGUUCUCAAAAGCUUCAAUAAAAGGAUAUUUGGGAA
Messenger RNA from Lagopus leucura (white-tailed ptarmigan), 430 nucleotides. RefSeq names its product cyclin-dependent kinases regulatory subunit 1. The annotation marks the transcript as partial. Gene Ontology annotation, cellular component: cyclin-dependent protein kinase holoenzyme complex; SCF ubiquitin ligase complex. Lineage: Eukaryota; Metazoa; Chordata; Aves; Galliformes; Phasianidae. Gene Ontology annotation, biological process: regulation of mitotic cell cycle. The transcript has 2 exons. The record is from RefSeq and is a predicted model, not a curated record. Gene Ontology annotation, molecular function: histone binding; cyclin-dependent protein serine/threonine kinase activator activity; protein kinase binding.